Messenger RNA from Impatiens glandulifera, 2033 nucleotides. Its product is annotated as guanine nucleotide-binding protein-like NSN1. Gene Ontology annotation, molecular function: GTP binding. The record is from RefSeq and is a predicted model, not a curated record. The transcript is spliced from 9 exons. The coding region runs from base 123 to 1889 and encodes 588 amino acids. Lineage: Eukaryota; Viridiplantae; Streptophyta; Magnoliopsida; Ericales; Balsaminaceae. Gene Ontology annotation, cellular component: nucleolus.
UCUUCUUUUUCAGUUCUUCUUAUCAAUCAUCGUUCGCCAUUGUUGCAUCGGUGGUAGUGACUAAACCCUAAACCCCCUUCCUUCCUUUUCUCUCUCCUGAUUUUCUUUCUUCAAAGUUAAAGAUGCCGAAGAGAAGCAAGAAGAGUAAGAGUAAGAGAGUUUCAUUGAAGAACAAGUAUAAGGUUAUAAGGAAGGUAAAAGAGCACCAUAAGAAGAAGGCUAAAGAUGCUAAGAAACUUGGAUUGAAUCGCAAGUCUAAGGUGGAGAAGGACCCUGGAAUUCCUAAUGACUGGCCUUUUAAGGAACAAGAGCUUAAGGCUCUUGAGGCUCGUCGAGCUAAAGCCAUUGAGGAAUUGGAGCAGAAGAAAGCAGCCCGUAAAGAGAGGGCUAAAAAGAGGAAAUUGGGUUUGCUUGAUGAUGCUGACAUCUCAGAAACUGCAUCUGCCAAAGAAGUAAAGGAUACUGAUGCUACCGCUGGAGCUGGAAAAGUUCGUGUUAACUCGGAAAGAUAUUUCUAUAAAGAGCUCGUCAAAGUUAUUGAAGCAUCCGACGUUAUUUUGGAAGUACUAGAUGCAAGAGAUCCAAUUGGUACCCGAUGUGUUGAUAUGGAGAAAAUGGUGAUGAAGUCUGGCUCUGAUAAACGUCUAGUAUUACUUCUUAACAAAAUAGACCUUGUACCAAGGGAGUCUGUUGAAAAAUGGCUGACGUAUCUUAGAGAGGAAUUACCAGCAGUGGCUUUCAAGUGCAGUACACAAGAACAGAAGUCAAACUUAGGUUGGAAAUCUGCCUCAAAAGCGGCGAAAUCAAGCAAUAUCUUGCAGACUAGUGACUGCCUUGGGGCUGAAACUCUACUUAAAUUGCUGAAAAACUACUCGAGGAGCCAUGAGAUCAAGAAGUCUAUCACAGUGGGUAUAAUUGGUCUCCCUAAUGUUGGAAAAAGCAGCUUGAUUAAUAGUUUAAAGAGGUGUCAGGUAGUAAAUGUUGGUGCCACUCCAGGUCUCACAAAAUCAAUGCAAGAAGUUCACCUUGAUAAGAAUAUCUGGUUACUUGAUUGUCCUGGUGUUGUAAUGCUUAGAGCUGCGGCCAGCGAGGCAUCUGUUGCUCUUCGAAAUUGCAAAAAGAUUGAGAAAUUGGAAGAUCCUAUUGGCCCUGUUAAUGAAAUUCUCAAGCUUUGUCCAACUAGAGUCUUGGUAACUCUGUACAAAAUCCCAAGCUUCGAGUCAGUGGACGACUUUCUGCAGAAAGUGGCCACUGUUAGGGGAAAACUGAAAAAAGGUGGAGUCGUUGAUAUCGAAGCUGCUGCCAGGAUUGUCCUCCAUGAUUGGAAUGAAGGUAAAAUCCCUUACUACACAAUGCCUCCUGUUCGAAACCAAGAUCAACCGUCAGAAGCAAAGAUCGUUACUGAGCUCGGAAAGGAGUUCAAUGUGGACGAGGUCUACAAUACCGAGUCCUCGUUUAUCGGUAGCCUAAAGUCUGUAAACGAUAUAAACCUUGUGGAAGUUCCUCCCAGCUGCCCUCUAAAUUUCGACGAGCAACUGUUGGAGGGUGAUGUUGAUGACACACAGACCAAGUCCGACAUAUUGGUUGUGUCAGACCAUGGGGAUGAUGAAAUAAUGGUGGAAGCGGAAGAUGCUGUGGAUAACAAGAAGGCUAAAACUGAUGAAGGAAUGCUUAAUAAGAAGAAGAAAAUAGAGAAGAAAAUAAAGAAAAAGGUGAGUCAGUCAAGUUCUGCAGCCGAAGAUGAAGAUAUGAAUGGUGAUUAUAACUUCAAAGUUGACUAUUUCAAGAGAGACGAUAAUGAUAUGGAAGACAGUGAAGAACACAGUAAAACUGAUGGUGAUCAUGAUGAUAAUGCUUCUGGAGCUGCUGAUGAACUUGAUGAGAAGUAGUAAGGUUAAUUUAUAAUCCUAAAUGAAGAAAAGAAGAGAGAAAAGUUUUGUUUGUUUUCAAUUUAUUAUGAUGAUUUUUCCAUUUGCUUACUCAAAACUGCUUAAUACUUGUUUAAUUAUAAUUAAGUUGUCACCUUUUGUUUU